CCGGACCGAAGCUCCCGGCCUUCCGAGAACUACGCCGAGGUUCCCCGCAGACCUCGACGUCACCGCCGAGCUUCCAUACAAACAUUGACUCGCAACACAAGAAUGUCCGGAUCACAACAACAGGAAGACGUCGAAUACAACGAUGAGGAGAACAUCAAGAUUGAUGCCGAGGAAGUAGCUGAGCUUAUCUCGAGUAUCCAAGAGUCGCAAUACUUUGAUGCCAGCAGCAUGGCUCCCCUAACCCCAGCCUCAAUGGUUAGUAAUUGUCGGUAUUUCCACAGCUGCAAUUACCCAAUUCUAACUAUAUCCACAGGCUGCAAUCGCAAGAUUGAGAGCGUAUAAAUCUCCACCAUUUGCAGUAUGGGAUCGCCUACCUUUAAGUCGUCGAGCUGCCGUCCUGCUCCUUUUAUUCGCAGACCGACAUGGUGAUUUACGGGUUGUAAUAACAAUGCGAGCUUCCACCCUUCGAAAUUACUCUGGACAUGCUGCAUUCCCUGGUGGAAAGGCAGAUACCUUGGAAGAAACACCAUGGCAGAUUGCUCGACGUGAAGCUUCUGAAGAAAUCGGACUCCCCGUAUCCUCCGCCUCUCUACCCCAUCCUUUUCGAAUCGAACACCUCUGCGAACUCCCAUAUUCAUUAGCACGGACAGCGUUAGCAGUUCGACCAUGCGUAGCAUUCUUACACUCCGACGACGAAAGUGGAAAUAAGCAUUCAGAUGUCGAAGAGAAUAUGAUUCCAAGAUUAGAUGCUAAAGAAGUUGCCGCCGUCUUCUCAGCACCAUUCCACAAUUUUCUCCGCAAAGAAGAUGAAGUGAGACAUGGGGACCCUAUUGCGGGGAAAAUAACGGAUUGGUAUAAAGGCGAGUGGAUGGAAUGGAAUGAUUCUCGCUGGCGUAUGCAUUCAUUCUUCGUUCCAGUGAACAAUCAGAAAGUUACCAACCCCAGGAUUCGACCUGGUGCAAUACCCGAGCAUGUUGAAAAGGAAGAAUCGGAUGUCGUAGAGCGAUAUAAAGUAUGGGGUAUGACGGCAAGAAUUCUAGUAGAUGCAGCCAGAAUAGCGUAUGGAGAGGAGCCAAAUUUUGAAGUAAGUUCUUGUACGUUUAAGAGAGGCAUGUGAGCUAAUUUGUGACAUAGCUUAAUACGCAUAUUGGUGACGAACCUAUGAUUGCGAAUCUAGAACGAAUGGGUAAGCUAGGCGAGAAAGUUCCUGGUGGAUCAGAUGUUACAGAUGCAGAUUAUCAACGUGCUCGAGCUCAGAAUCAGGGACCUGCCAGUCCUUCGGAUUCAAAAAUAUAGACAAGACUUGGGAAUAUUGUAGAUUCGCUUAAUUUACUCAUAGAGUUCAAAAAUCAGAUUUCUAAUCUAUCUGCAUAAGA
Hymenoscyphus albidus is the source of this 1376-nucleotide messenger RNA. The record is from the annotation of a GenBank genome assembly. NCBI's taxonomy places the organism in Eukaryota, Fungi, Ascomycota, Leotiomycetes, Helotiales, Helotiaceae.